Molecule: messenger RNA, 3404 nt
Organism: Elaeis guineensis (African oil palm)
Lineage: Eukaryota; Viridiplantae; Streptophyta; Magnoliopsida; Arecales; Arecaceae
Product: protein unc-13 homolog
Source: RefSeq, a predicted model, not a curated record
AUGGCCCCCCCGAUGGGCCGCCGCCUCCUCUCCUCGGCGUCCUUCGGGGAGGUCCGCUCGGAGGCCGACGACUGCGAGAUCGACUGGCCCUUCGGUGGACUCGACGCCGUCGACCGCGACGAGCUCCGCGAGACCGCCUACGAGAUCUUCUUCACCUCCUGCCGCUCCGCUCCCGGCUUCGCCGGCCGCUCCGCCCUCAACCUCUCCCCGGCCGAGGAGGGGGCGGCCGCGGGGUCCAAGCCGGAGAAGGCGGCGGCCGGUGGAGGAGGGACCCAGAUGGUGGUUAAAAGCCGGAUCAAGCGCACGCUGGGUCUCCGGACGAGGCGGGUGAGGGCCAUGACCCAGAUGGGCUCCGCGGCGGCAGGCGGAGGAGGAGGAGGGAGUACCGCCUCGCCGGUCAAGGUCAAGCGUCCCAUGACAUCGGCCGAGAUCAUGCGCCAGCAAAUGGGCGUCACCGAGCAAAACGACAAUCGCCUCCGGAAAACCCUAACGCGAAGCCUCGUUGCUCAGAUGAACAAAAAAGUGGAGACGAUCGUCCUCCCUCUGGAGCUCCUCCGCCAUCUCAAACCCUCUGAAUUCAAUGAUGCGCAUGAAUACCACCAGUGGCAGCGUCGGCAGCUCAAGAUCUUGGAAGCAGGCCUCCUCUCGCACCCGUCGGUGCCUCUGGACCAAAAGAAUGCUGCAGCAGUCCGUCUCCGCGAGAUCGUCCGGUCGACCGAGAUCAAGCCCAUCGACACGAGCAAGAACUCCGAGGCGAUGCGGGCCUUGAACAAGUGCGUCGGCGUCUUAGCUUGGCGCAAUCCUAAUAAUUCUCCCAUGGAAGCGUGCCAUUGGGCUGAUGGGUACCCCCUCAACAUUCACAUCUACCUGUCCCUCCUGCGGUCCAUCUUCGAUCUUCGGGAUGAAACCGUGGUCUUGGAUGAAGUCGAUGAGCUGGUCGAGCUGAUGAAGAAGACGUGGGCCACCUUGGGGAUCAAUAGGAUGAUCCACAAUGUGUGCUUCACUUGGGUCCUCUUCGAGCAGUACGUCAUGACCGGACAAGUCGAGCCGGACCUGAUAACUGCGACACUGGCGAUGCUGGUCGAGGUGGCCAAUGACGCAAAGAGGCCUGAUCGGGAGCCUGGCUAUGUCAGGGUCUUGUCUGCUACAUUGGCUUCCAUGCAGGGAUGGGCAGAGAGGAAGCUUCUGGACUAUCACCAAGGGUUCGAGGAUGGUGCCGUGGCGAUGAUGGAGAAUGUGCUGUGCUUGGCUCUCUCCACCGCAAAGAUGAGAACCGAAGACAUUUCGUGCCAUGAGAGUUCACCGAUGCUGGUCGAGCGUCGCAAUAAAGCUCCCAACAAUUCAUUCUCUGGAAACCGGGUUGAUCACUACAUAAAGUCUUCCAUCAAGAAUGCUUUUACCCGGAUAUUUGAGAAUGGGAAUGGGAGAGUCGACAGCAUGAUUGUAGAAGUCGAAGAGGAUCCAAGCGAGAUUCUGCUGCAGCUUAUCAGAGAAACUGAGAACCUGGCCAUGGUGGAGAAAGAGACCUACAGCCCUAUACUGAAGAAGUGGCACCCAGUUCCAACCGCCGUUGCACUGGUGACCCUCCACAACUGCUUCGGCAUCGUGCUGAAGCAGCAUAUUUCAAGGAUCACCACUCUGACCAAUGAGUUGGUUCGGGUCCUCCACACCGCAUCGAAACUAGAAAAGGUGUUGGUUCAGAUGGUUGUCGAGGAUGCUGCGGAUUGCGACGAUGGUGGGAAGGGGAUUAUCAAGGAGAUGACUUCCUAUGAAGUGGACACCAUUAUCUUAAAUCUUAUGAGGGCUUGGAUAGAUGAGAGGUUGAAGAUUGGGAGGCAGUGUGUUAACAGAGCCAAAGAUAACGAGAAUUGGAACCCAAAGUCCAAGGCGGAGCCUUAUGCACAGUCUGCGGUUGAUUUGAUGAAGCUGGCGAAGGUGACUGUGGAGGAGUUCUUCGAGAUCCAAGUUGGGGCGCGCGAUGAAUUGGUCCAGGUCCUUGCCGAUGGUUUGGAAUCCCUGGUUCAGGAGUACACUUCAUUUGUUGCUUCAUGUGGCACAAAGCAAUCCUACGUCCCGGCGCUGCCCCCAUUGACGCGAUGCAACCAGGACUCCGUGCUCUUCCAGUUGUGGAAGAAGGCGGCCGCCCCCUGCCAAGCCGGCAUGGACCCCUGCAUUGUCCCAGUCAAGGCCACUGGCGGCGGCGGUAGCAGCGAGCAACCCAACAAGCCCCGCUCCUCCACGAGCCGCGGCACCCAGCGGCUGUACGUCCGCCUCAACACCCUCCACUACAUCCUCGCCAUCCUCCACUCCAUCGACAAGUCCCUCUCCUUCUUCUCCCGCGCCGGCCACUCCCCCUCCCCCCGCAGAACUCCCCUCGGCAACCACCAGUGCCGACGCCGUAUUAUCGCCCCCACCCACUUUGACCUUGCCCGCACCGCCAUCCAUGCCGCCAUUCUCCAAGUCUCCGAGAUCGCCGCCUACCGCCUCAUCUUUGCCGACUCCGCCAGCAACUUCUACUACUCGCUCUACGCCUACUCCGUCGCCGAGUCUCGCAUCCAGCCCACCCUCCGGGCGCUGAAACAAAACCUUAGCCUCCUCGUGGCCGUGCUCACCGACCGGGCGCAGCCGGGGGCAGUGCGAGAAGUCAUGAAGGCCUGCUUCGAGUGCUUCUUGACUGUUCUGUUAGCUGGUGGGCCUGCUCGGGCGUUCACGAGGUCGGACUACGAGAUGGUGGUGGAAGACUUCGGGAGCUUGAAACAGGUCUUCUGCUCGUCGGGUGAGGGGUUGGUGGCGGAGGAGGUGGUGGAGAAGGAGGCGGCACCGGUGGAGGCGGUGGUGGCGCUGAUGGGGCUGUCGACGGAGCAGCUGGUGGAGGAUUUUAGCAUGAUGGCGCGCAAAGUGGGCUUGGGGGAUGCAGGAGCCCAAAGGAUGCCGAUGCCGCCGACUACCCGGAAAUGGAACCGCUCGGAUCCGAACACGGUGCUGAGGGUGCUGUGCCACCGGGACGACGAUGUCGCCAACCGCUUCUUGAAGAAGACGUUCCAGUUGCCCAAGAGGAGGUGAACCGAUAUACGUCCAUGUUUUUGCACCAGCGCUGAUCAUUCCAGGGAUUGGUCAGUGCAUGAAUUCUAUAAUCCGAACUGGAGCUGACGAACGUCUUUUCCACGUAACGAAGUAGAAUGGAAGGAGAGAUUAAAUGGGAUGAGGGUGCUGUAUUACGUUGGUGUUUCUUUGUGAUGCUCGAUCCUUCUCUUUUUCAUUUUUUUUAAUUUUUAAUUUUUAUUUUUAUUUUAUUUUUUUGAUGCUGUGAUGCUUUAUCCUAAACCGGUUAUAUACUUAUGUUUAGAUUUUUUUUCCUUUCAACAAAAGGAAAAUAAAAGUGUAUAUUGCAGGGUUUGGGUUGC